AUGAGGCAGCCGGAGAUGACCCAUUCGCCCGCCUACUACCAAGAUCAUGGUCACCUCAUGACGACAUCCCUCCACGACCCUUCCACGGCUCCCGCGGUUCCUCCUGCAGCGCACUAUCCAUCGGACUCCCCAUCGGAUCCUACUCGUUCCAAGCAGGGGGCGGCCGUCUACCCUCCGUCAGAACUCAAUUCGGUUGAAGACACCGCUCCCGAGUCCGUUCCGCCGGAUUCGUGGAAUGUCUCUUAUCGUCACCAACAUCCGCAGGAGUUGCACCGCUUGCCGCGUCACUACCAGCAGCCACAGCCGGGGGAGUCGAUAUACCCAGACCCCGACCUGCCGGCCGUGGCUCCGGUGUCCGUCCCUCCGUCCCGCCGAGAGAAUGGAUCUGCGUCGAUCCCGGCGUCGUAUACUAACGGGGCAUCCCGGAAGGAAGAUAGGGUUCGUGGAAGUUGGACCGAUCACUCGUCAUCCAUGUCUGGCGACAACCACCAUCAUAGUGCACCUCGCGUUCACAAACGGCCGAUCCAUGACGAAGAACCCUUGGCGGAUGAUAGCCAGGACGCAUUGCUGAUGCUGUUUCGACUGUCCCUGCCGGUGCCCAUCUUUUCACUAUGUGCAUCUCUAUACACCGUCUUCGGCCUGUUCUUCGUCGUCUUCACCGCCCCCUUUCGUCUCUGCUCCUGCAUUCCCUACCUCCGAUCCACCUCGUUCCGCGCGCAGCUAUGCGAUCUCCUCGUCCCGCAGCUGCAUAUCCACGAGCGACUGGUGUGCCUGCGCAAAUCCUCGUUUCGAUCGGCCUCGACGCAAUCGAUCUAUAACAAUGAUCCGGACCGACCGGCUUCAAAUCCGUGCGAGUCCUAUUCCGUAGGCGGCCUCGUGGCAGUCCUGCUCUUGUCGUCUCUGCUCUCCAUGGCGUUUUUCCUUCUCGUCUGGACCGCGGCGUUCUUCUGGGUAUUCGCUAUGGUACUUGGCAAUCCCGAUGGCACGGAGCGGAAAGACGACGGCCGAGCGGCUGUUCUCGGGGUCGCCCGAUGGUGGCAUACAUGGUUAGGCAAGGCUCGAACAUCGCCUCGCUAA
Messenger RNA from Aspergillus steynii IBT 23096, 1077 nucleotides. RefSeq lists its product as uncharacterized. The record is from RefSeq and is a predicted model, not a curated record. The coding region runs from base 1 to 1077 and encodes 358 amino acids. NCBI's taxonomy places the organism in Eukaryota, Fungi, Ascomycota, Eurotiomycetes, Eurotiales, Aspergillaceae. The transcript is spliced from 2 exons.